Messenger RNA from Glycine soja, 2015 nucleotides. RefSeq names its product far upstream element-binding protein 1-like. The transcript is spliced from 6 exons. Gene Ontology annotation, biological process: regulation of gene expression. Gene Ontology annotation, molecular function: mRNA binding. The record is from RefSeq and is a predicted model, not a curated record. NCBI's taxonomy places the organism in Eukaryota, Viridiplantae, Streptophyta, Magnoliopsida, Fabales, Fabaceae. Gene Ontology annotation, cellular component: cytoplasm. Bases 99 to 1763 code for a protein of 554 amino acids.
AACGAUGACGGCCUUAUUAUUUUGGUUGACGUUGCAUUUGCAGAGCACAGGGAAAGCAAAAUAUCUGAUCUUUCUCCCUCCCUUGCACUGAGUAGGCAAUGGCGGAGGAAGCACAGUACUCAUCGGGACCCGAUUCCGCGCCCCUCAAGCGCAAGUACGAAGACCAACCCUCCGGCAUCGAGCUUGCCAAGCAGCGUGCUCAGGAAGUCGCCGCACGCCUCCUCAACGCCGCUCCUCCUCCGCCACUCGACGCCAAGCGUCCCAAACCCGACACCGGCUUCGAUUCUCUCGAUUUGAAGCCUCUGUAUUCCGCAUCUCCUCCUCCCGUCUCCUACGGUCACCAAGGUUCCAGCAAGAAGAUUGAUAUCCCUAAUGGCAGGGUUGGUGUGAUUAUUGGUAAAGGCGGAGAGACUAUUAAGUAUCUCCAGUUGCAGUCUGGUGCCAAAAUUCAAAUUACUCGUGAUAUUGAUGCGGACCCUAAUUCUUCCACUAGGACGGUUGAGCUUAUGGGCACUCCUGAAGCAAUUUCCUCUGCCGAGAAACUCAUCAAUGAAGUUCUUGCUGAGGCUGAAUCUGGGGGUUCUGGCAUUGUUACUCGAAGAUUCACGGGACAAGCUGGGUCGGAUGAAUUUGUCAUGAAAAUCCCAAAUAAUAAGGUUGGCCUUAUAAUUGGCAAAGGUGGAGAAACUAUAAAGAAUAUGCAAGCUUCUACUGGAGCACGGAUUCAGGUGAUACCUCUGCAUCUUCCCCCGGGUGACACAUCAACUGAAAGAACAUUAAAAAUUGAUGGUACUCCUGAGCAAAUUGAGUCUGCAAAGCAGUUGGUUUAUCAAGUCAUCAGUGGCGAGAAUCGUGUUAGAAAUCCAGCAAUGUCUGGUGGUUAUCCUCAACAAGGUUACCAAUCUCGACCACCAUCUAACUGGGCUCCCCCUGCUCCAACGCAGCAACCUGGUUAUGGCUACGUGCAACCUGGAGCAUACUCUGGUCCAUCACCCCAGUAUAACAUGCCUCAGCAACCAUAUGCAGGCUAUCCUCCCCAGCAACCUGAUGGAUAUUCCACCAAUUGGGAUCAGUCUACUGCACCACCUCACCAACAGUCUACUCAUGGUGGUGGUUAUUAUUACUAUAGUCAACAGCCACAGCAACCACAAAAUCCUGGGGGUCCUGCCCCUCCAGCUGAUGGCUCUGCAUACAAUUACAGUCAGCCACCUUCCUCUGGUUAUAACCAAUCAGCACAGCAGGGUUAUGCACAGGACAGCUAUAAUGCAUAUAAUGCGCAAUCACAAUCAGGGUAUGGGCAGCCACCUACAUAUGAUCAGCAGCAAGGCUAUGGUAGUGAAAGCAACCCGGCACAAGAGGGCCACACUGCAAACUAUGCAGUACAGGGAGAUUCAGCCCAAGCUCCUUCUGCCCAACCAAUUACCGUAGCGCAGCAAGGUUAUCCUACCAACCAACUGCCCAGUUCAAACACUGCCAACUACCCACCUCAAGGAACUCCUCAGCCAGGUUAUGGGGUUCCCCCUACAUCCCAAGCAGCUUAUGGCAAUCAAUCACAGCCUGGUUAUGGUGGUGCAGUGCAACCAGGGUACGGUCCUCAAACAUAUGGUGCUCCGCAGGGUGGCCAGCCUGGUUAUGGUCAGGCGCUGCCUUCAUACAGCAACAGUUCUUAUGGUGCUGGUUAUACACAGACUCCGGCGUAUACCGGUGAUGGUAAUGGGAAUGCUCAGGCACCCCAGAGUGCCAUUGCUAAAGCAUCCCCUUGAUAUUUUGGCCACCCUUCCCCUCCCCUUCUCAUAGACGAUUUUUAUUGUGUUUCACCGUUUAUGGUACUAGUGACACCAAUGUAGCAUUGCAUUGUUUAGAUGGAAGAAAUGGUGUAUUGUUUUUUUUUUUUUACUUUUUGAAUAUCUUGUACGGUUAAAUAGAAACUCAUUUUGGAGGCGACUGAAAAAACUAGUUGGGAAGCUUAUUUGAACUUGUGACAAUAAUUUAAAAUGUUCAUUAUCUUUAGUUUA